AUGCUUGUUGACGUUCCUUAUUUCAACAUCCUUGUCGAGGGAGACCAAAACAAAUAUCUUGAACUUAGGAAAUCCCUUACAUCCGAGAAUAUGCGUUAUCAGAGAAAUCGUAGAGUGGAUACUUUUGAUACAAUUUUAGAAAAGAUUCACGAAUUUUGCAUUCGUGGUGAUGAAGACGACUGGAAGCGCUGCAUGGUCUGUGGCGUCUGCUGGCUUAACGGCUUGCUUGCUAUUAACGUCAAGCAGUUGGAAAUUCUUACAGAUAAAUCAAAGUCCAACAUUAACGGUGUCCUCGCCAAACUGGGAUAUUCUCAAGCUCAGAAUGGUGUCCAUAAGAAGCAGCUUAUUGAUGCUUUACCUUUCCUCAAAGGUAAUUAUCUUGAACAGCGCUUUUGGACCAUCAGAGUUCGACCAAGCUACUGCCACAGUCCAGAAUCAUCAUCAGGAUCCGAGAUGGCAUCAAGCCCUGAGAUUCAGUACAGUAAAACACCUCAGCCUACUUAUCAUUUCGAUCUUAUUGAGCCUCCAUGCUCACGAGACCUUAAGAAUCUUUUCAAUGUCAUUGACAUGAAGAUCUUCGACGGAAUGGUUUGCGGCGAAUCCCCUAAUGAAAUAGACUUUUUCGCGGAUCCAACAUGCUGCUGCCCAGCCGAGUGGAUUAACCCAAUGACACCAGCACAGACAUUACUUAGCUUUGCUUAA
Molecule: messenger RNA, 702 nt
Organism: Trichomonas vaginalis G3
Lineage: Eukaryota; Parabasalia; Trichomonadida; Trichomonadidae
Product: transcription-initiator DNA-binding domain ibd family
Exons: 1
Coding region: 1-702 (233 amino acids)
Source: RefSeq, a predicted model, not a curated record